This is a messenger RNA of Achroia grisella, 4464 nucleotides long. It is a transcript of the gene nsl1, whose product is annotated as KAT8 regulatory NSL complex subunit 1. Gene Ontology annotation, cellular component: NSL complex. Gene Ontology annotation, molecular function: histone acetyltransferase binding. The record is from RefSeq and is a predicted model, not a curated record. The transcript has 10 exons. Lineage: Eukaryota; Metazoa; Arthropoda; Insecta; Lepidoptera; Pyralidae. The coding region runs from base 603 to 2957 and encodes 784 amino acids.
AUAUGAUGUACCUACUCGCUUGAAUAGUGUUUUUUGCCCUGAUUCCGCCAUUAUUAUUAUAAAAAAAAUCUCCAUUGUCAUUAUUAGGUGUAGCUGUAAACUAUUAGUUCAACAAAUGUGAAGUUAGUGAAACAGUGCAUGAUGGAUAUGUAACAAAAAGUGUUUUCUAAGUGUAUCAUUUCCUGUUUCAUAUCGUACAGAAACAAGCAACUGCGAUUACUAGCGUACUCUUCAUUAUCACGUGGGUCAAAUUUCGAAUUAAAUUCGUAGACAGAAUGUGUUUUACGUGUUCAUUGUUGUCGUCCAAUUGUAAAUGGAAACGUUGAACUCAAAUAAGAAAAGACCGGCUAGUAAUCUGUCCUAAACAUUUUGUAUUUCAGAAGCGCGCCGUUAUUUCGACCUGUCUGGACAAUAGCGCUAUGGAACCGGCCGGGGAUUGAUUCCCGGGAGAAUGUUAUUAGUGGAUUGUGCGUUGCAGUGCUGUGUCAGUGUUGUGAAAGAAUAAUUAGUGAGUGUUACAUAAGGGACGGUAUGUGCGGUAUCGGGAGCCCGCCCUGACGCCCCGCGCCGCGCCGGCGUUCGUGGCGGGCUAAGCGCGUGACAUGGCCCCAGCCCUGUCCGCGACGCCUCGCACCUACGACCCUGUUGACGAUCCGGAAAGGGCUGUAUCUCUUCAAAGACGGGCGCUCGCGUCCGUCGAUAAUAUCGCGUCCCACAUGGAGGAGGACGACAUGGGACUCCAGAACCAACCUAGCCUUGCCAAAGACUCCCAAGAAAUGGAGCAGAUCCUAGUGGACUUGGGCAGCAGUGAUAUAGCACAGGCUGAUUUGCUCCAGGCCAUCAAAACGUUGGAAAGUGGGGGUGAUAGUUUGUCAACAGGAGACCCUGAUGGUAUAUUCCCACUAAGUGGAUUUGAUUUGGCCGAUACUGCUGACUCGGAAGGGGAUGCAGCUGAGGAUAAAAUAAGACUGAUGCAAGCUCGUCUUGAACGCAGAUGUGCCUUUUUGCAAAGACGGUUAAGGAUACUUCAAGCUCGUGCAAUUGGGAAGAGAAUUUCUGAAGAAGCAGCACAAACAUUUGAGAAAUGUACUCGUGCUGCGCGGAAGGAUGGUGGUGGAAGGCCAGUUGGUUUAAAAGCAUUCCUGAAGAAGAUAGAAACUACAGCAACAUUACAAGCCAGUGCAGCAUCUCGUUCUGUUGUUGGUCCCAAGUAUUACCGUGCUGGGACAUCAAAGGGAGACGCCACUCGAUCUGCUUCAGUGGGAAUACCUUCUGGAACCCUGACAGGCCUAGAGGACACAGCUGGUGCCUUACGUUCACACCUAUCAAUAGUCAAACAUGAGCUGGACUCUGAUGCUACUGCUUCAUCAUCAGGAGCUGAAAGUAAUGAUGAAGCUGUUGUAUACAACAAUUCCCAACAACAACAUAUGCCCAUUGAGAAACGCGCAUUGUGGUCUUGGCAGAAGACACGCGCGUCCAUCGCUUCUCGCUGGUGCUGGAUGCAGGCCCAAGUCCAGGAGUUGGAGUACAAGAUCAGGCAGCACAAUGACCUCCACAAGCAGGUCAGAGAGGCAAAAGGUCCAGUGGAGUUUGAAGGUGAACCUGUUGGCUAUGAAGGAAAUCUUCCUGGUUCUGAGCUACCGGAUGACGAUCGCGCAACAGCAACGUGUGCUAGAGUCCGGCCACUGCGCAGAGAGACCUUCAAGAAACGGAAAUUGUUGCAGAUGCAUAACCUGCAUAUAGCUACUAAUAAAGCUGCUAAACCAUCAGAUAUAAGAUGUGCGUGCUGGCGGCGCGUGGAGAGCUGUGCGGUGUGUACGGGGCGCGGGGCCCCGCCGGAGCCCGCCGCCUGCGACCUGCCGCCCGCCAGGAACCUCGCGCGGCUCGACCCCGCACACCACCCCGUCCUCAGCGAUCUCAGAGACGUAUCCCCAUCUAUACACAUCGCGGCGCUGAGUUCCCGCGCGUGGUUCAGGCCCCGAAUGAUGCGCGGAGGGCGGGGCGGCCACGCGGGCUCGUCCCGAGCCGGCGCCGGGCCCGGGCCCGCGCCCGGGGCCGCUCCCGGCGCCGGGUCCGGGCCCGCCCCCGGCCCGGCCCCGGGGCCCGGCGCGCGCGGACACUCCCUGAUCACCCACAAGACCGCCAAAAGGCCGCCCACUAAACUGAAAAGAGGAAGACCACCGCUGUCCAGAAAAAUAAGAGACAGGGAGAGAGAAGAUGAAACAGGGACAUCAAGUCAUGAAAGUCGCCGUGGUCGUCCGAGCACAGAGAGCAGAGUUCGACGGCCGUCGUAUGAUAUUGAUAACAUCGUGAUCCCACAGAGCAUCGCAGCCAACACGCGACCACAGAUUCUGACAUACAAGGAGAUCAUCACGCCCAAAUGGCGACUCUUGGAUAUACCUGAAGUGCCGCUGAAUAAUGGUAUUAUGAAGUCAACCAACAGAAUAUCUGUAGAGAGUGAGGAGGAGGACAUAUCGGAGGCUGCUGUGCGGGAGCGCCACGUGCGUGCAGAAGGUCGCGAAAGGGCGCGGUACGCGCGGCGCCAGAGACCGCGCCGACACACCUCGGACGUGGGCGCUCCGCCCCCGGACCUCCCGCCGCCCCCGCCCCCGCCCACGCCGCCCGCCCCGCCCUCGCCGCCCACGCCGCCCACACUCCACGAGACAGUGAGACCGUACACGCCGCGGCAGUUCCCACUAACAGAAGAUACUUACGCGAGCAUGGUGUCUGCGAUGCCGCCCGGUCACGCAUGGUGUGACUAUCUCCAUGACCCCAACGCUACCGAUGACCCCAAUGUCCCAGUCGAGGGACCCGAAUCGGAGCCCCGAUCGGGGUCUAUCACGUUAUCCCCCCUGUCACCUCUCUCACCAGCCGCCUUCGAGGGUGAUGACCCUGAUGAUAUCGAAUGGAACCCGGAAACUGAGAAAACGGAGCGACGGAAAAGUAGUUUCAGGUGAAUUUUGAUUGUUUUCACAUUGUGUUACGAGAACUUGCCAAUUUUGUAAUACUUUCGACAGUUCCUGUUGCUAGAUAACUGCUUUCAAUACUGACUAUAUCUUGUUUUGUUUCCAGUCAUUUACGAUAUAGAAACGUAUAUUGUGUCAAUCAAAGAUGUUAUAUUCCUCCAUACCAUUUGAUUUUUUUUUAUAUAAGUGUAAUCACAAGUUGCUUAGUAUGUUCAUGGGAAAUGAUUUCAAUUUAAAUUAUUUCUUUAUCACAUGGUACAUAAUGAAUGUUAUAAAAACAGUUGACUAUUGCCUAUAGACAAGAACAACACCACUACAAAAAAAAAAAUUAUUCAGCCAUUUUCGCAUGAAGGUCUGUUGUGUUUAAGUUUAUUGAAACAAUCGAAUUUUUAUGUUCACUACAAUCUUGUAGUGUGUUUACUACAACUUAUAAGAGACUAUUUCUUUAAUGGAAUAAGAGGUAUGAUCGUAGAAGUUUCUAUGAGUAAACCAGACCUAUGUACUUUAUAUUUAAAAUGAAAAAUGUGUAUAUCGAUUUUGGUGUCCAAUUGAUAUUUGCUCUAAAAAAAUAGCGGAAUACUCAAUGUUCUUAUUAUAUUACAAAUUUAAUAAAAUCCGCUAUUAGUAGUAAUAUUUAAUUUACAACUACUCGUCCCGCUUCGCACGGGUGUACAUAUAAAGCUUCCUCUUGAAUCACUCUAUCUAUUGCUAAAAACUGCAUUAAAAUCCGUUGCGUAGUUAAAAACAACUAAGAGAACUGAGGGCGGAAGCGACUUCAUUUUAUACUAUAUAAAAUUAGUAUUUUCAUCAAUUUGUUGAUAUUUAUUUUGCAAAAAAAAUGUAACAUGUAUUCGAUCUCUUGUAAAUAAAGUACAUGUUUAUACAUGUAUACAUUCAGUUCAAUAUAAUGAAUGUGUGGUAAUUAAUACCACAUGAAUGUUGGAUAUUUGUAAAUAUAAUUAAGAUGCUAACUUAGUUAUUAUUCUGCUCUAAGCACCGUGAACCUGACGACAAUAUAAAGUGAUCAAUUUAUUUUGCAGUUUUAAUUACUAUACAUUUGUAUAAUAUAGUUUUGAAUUAAAACAAAAAUGUAUUUGUUUUUUGAUGAUAAUUGAAAAAAUACCCAAAAUCACAUGGAGAAGGAAUUAUAUUGGGAAACUGUCAAGUCUUAAAGUUUAUUUAAAUCAAGCUUGAAGGCCUCGGUGUUCUAGCGGUUUAGCACACCGCCUCACUUCAGAUGUUCACUGGUUCGAUUCCUCGCGCUGUACAAACGUUUGUAUUCUUGAGUAUGAAUGUUUAUAUCGGUCUGGGUGUUUUCUAUGUAUAAUAUGUAUGUAUUUACGAGAUAAAAAUAUAGUUUUUUUUUGUAUCAGUAGUCUAGUACUCAUAACACAAGCUUUAGCGAGCUUAACUUGGGUCAAGACGGCGCUGUGUUAAUUGUCCUGAGACUAUUAUUAUUAAUCACAGUUUAUAUUGUUUGCUUGGUGGUAGUAGGGUU